AUCCAUUGGGGACCCCAUAAGAAGGAUUCAUUCUCACCUUCCUGGAAACCCUUCCCAAUCGCACCCUUAUCCUUAUAUUAACCCCUUGCUGUUCUCCCCUUCAACCAUUCCAUUUCCAUCCAAUUCUCUCUCUAUUUUCUCUCUCUAAACAUAUUUCAAGAAUGGCCGGGAGAAACACUACUGCUGUAGAGUUUGAAGAUUCACUGCCAUUGAUGGCGGAUAAGUUGGGGGGAGAAGGCCUGAUCAGAGAGCUGUGUAAUGGGUUUCAGCUGUUGAUGGACACAGACAAACAACUCAUCACCUUUGAGAGCUUGAAGAACAACUCUGCUCUUCUUGGGUUGCAGGAUCUUACACACGAUGAGCUGAGGAGCAUGGUCAAAGAAGGUGAUAUGGACGGUGAUGGGGCCCUCAAUCAGAUGGAGUUUUGUGUACUCAUGUUCAGAUUGAGUCCUGAUUUAAUGAGAGAGUCUGAGGUUUGGCUUCAACAAGCAAAACAAGACCUCCAUAAUUCUUGGUUCGAUGCCAAGUCACAUUGACAGGGUAUUGGUUUGUUCAUGUUAAAAUUGUAAGAGAGAAAAAUAAUAUGGAGCUCAAAAUUAGAAUGAGAUUUUUGGGUAAUUGAUCUACCCAUAUAUACAAAUCACACCAUAUUUAUGUGCUGUUGAUAAAUAUUUGUUUCUUUUUAAAUUAUAUUGGAUAAGUACUUCUUGAUCA
Molecule: messenger RNA, 714 nt
Organism: Cornus florida
Lineage: Eukaryota; Viridiplantae; Streptophyta; Magnoliopsida; Cornales; Cornaceae
Product: calcium-binding protein KRP1-like
Exons: 1
Coding region: 162-536 (124 amino acids)
Molecular function (GO): calcium ion binding
Source: RefSeq, a predicted model, not a curated record